UUCCGGAAUGAAAGAAAAACCAGGAAAGGCGCCACCUAGUACCGCCGUACGUCGUUUUCACUCGGGCAAGGUGUGGAACGAAGAAACCUGUUUUGAUAAGGAUUUAUUGUUUGUUUAGUUAAGAUGGUUUUAUAUGCUAUCAGUAUCAUAGCAAAGGCCACGGAGAUGUGAUUAAUGCUUCUAUUCAUAAACGUGUUAGCAAGCGUGCAGUCCUCACUUACAGAACGAGUGUCGGCGCUGGCCUGUUGCGGAGCCUGAAAUCAGUGACCCUCUCCAGCACGCUAACGCGCUGUACUAUAUAUCGGUGUGUGUGUUUUGGGUGUGACUUUGGAUUAAGACCCCCUGUCAAGGCGCCAUGGAACCUAUAGGAUUUGAAAUGCACACUGGUGCACAGGACCAGCCCGCCCACGUGUCACAGGUGAAUGUUGAGUACCCAAUGAACACACCAGCCGCUGGCCAAGGUGUGAGUCCUGAUCCGAAUGAAGGUAGCCUAUAUCCAGUAAUGGAGAAGGAUCCAUCCGGCCCCGGCCCCGCCCCCGCCCCCGCCCCCAUAGGGUUCGAAGGUCAUGCCAAUGGAGGCCCAGAAGAUGGAAGAGACGAAAGUACCGCCGUGGAUAUUGAGAAGAGUCCUGAGGAAAGACAUCUUGAGGGUGAAGGUGAACUAGAGCAGGCUGACACCUUACUUGGAGGGGAGGAAAUAUCUCAGGAGGAGGCAAAACUGCUGCUUGAGCAACAGAAGAUAGCUAAUGAAGAUGCAACACUAUUUUUCCGAGAUGGCGCAAGAAAGAUUGAUUAUGUUCUGGCCUACGAGCCAGGCUCGCCCUCGGAACAGGAAGAAAAGAAAAGGGAAAAAAGAAAAAUAUUUGAAGAUAACCUGCGGAAGGAAGGUCUAGAGCUGGAAUACGAAGGAAAAGAGAAGUCCAGCUUUGUUUCCAAGACAUCCAGGAGUGGAAAAACAUGUUUUGUGAAGGUUCACGCUCCGUGGGACGUCAUGACUAAAUAUGCUGAAUUGACCAACCUCAAAAUGCCCCUAGCGGAAAAUGACUUGGAGUUUGAGCUUGAAUCGUACAUGGAGUACUGCUGGAAUAUGUUCCCGUCUGUCUUUGAACUUGAUGCGGAUAUCGUCAAACCGGAGCCGAACUACUUCACCGCUCCUUUUAACCGAGACCGUCAGGACCAAUUUCUUAAGACCUAUAAGAAGAUUGAAGCUUUCGAUCGUGAUGACCCGGCAUUUGUCAUCAAGGAUAAGAAUUCGUUCUUUACAAACGCUCAGAGGAGUAGGAUGGUACACGAAAUUCUAGUUCGUACAGUGUUUGACAGAGAAGAUAAUGAUAAGGGAAAACACAGGUUUGGUAUUACAAAGAUGACCAGUUCAGGGAUCUAUGCCGCAGCAUUUCCUCUUCAUGAUGGCCGCUACACGAGUGAACAUUCCCUACUGACCAGAGGCAAGUCAAACGACAGACACCUGCUGUACGAGGUGUGGGCCAGGCCAGGAGCAUGGUAAAAAUCCCAGCCACUAGACGAAAUCAGGUAAACACUACAAAUAUUAGU
This is a messenger RNA of Mizuhopecten yessoensis (Yesso scallop), 1551 nucleotides long. RefSeq names its product anoctamin-5-like. Gene Ontology annotation, molecular function: protein dimerization activity; chloride channel activity. Gene Ontology annotation, biological process: chloride transmembrane transport. Gene Ontology annotation, cellular component: plasma membrane. Bases 356 to 1504 code for a protein of 382 amino acids. The transcript is spliced from 16 exons. The record is from RefSeq and is a predicted model, not a curated record. Lineage: Eukaryota; Metazoa; Mollusca; Bivalvia; Pectinida; Pectinidae.